GGUGGGAACGGCUCCUAGGAAGCUCCAGGUGCCCAUUUGUUUCAGCCAGAUCCUCUUGGGGAAUCACUGCGGGCCAGUGAGCCAAGAGUCCUCGGUUUCUGCGCAAGAAAGAUCUUCACUAGAAUCCAGCAUGUCGAAUUUUUCCUCGAGAAAAAAGUCUCCUACUGGAAACGAUGCGAAGAGCACCCAGGGGGCUGCACUGAGACAGCAGGGCUUUCAUGAUGUGAACAAAAGAAGGGCUUUCUUGCAGGACAACAGCUGGAUAAAGAAACGUCCAGAGGAGGAAAAAGAUGAGAAUUACGGCAGGGUGGUGCUCAACCGGCAUAACUCCCACGACGCCUUGGACAGGAAAAUGGCUGAGAGAGAUGAGCCAAAAGCCACAAUUAGCCGGUACAGAUCUGAUGACGCUCUGGACAGAACACUGUCCACACUUAGGACACCAGAAACAACUAAGACGCCAGCUGGUAGCUCCUUUCAGGCAAACCCCACCACCACGGCUUCCACACCUGCGACCACCCCUGUGAAGAAAAAGAGACAGUCCUGGUUCCCACCACCCCCUUCUGGUCACAGCGCCUCUCCAAGCCCAGGAGCGAGCGGAAGGGAUCCAGCCGUUCACCCUCCAAUACCUCCAAAACCCCGCUCUCCCAUUGCAUCUCCUAAACAACUGAGACAGAAUAAUAGGCAGAUACAUGCAGCUACAUCAGGUGCAUAUGGAGAAGUCAAUAAACAUCUUGAAAGAAAUAUCAGGACUGAGGAUCUCGAUGACAUCAUCAGGGUGGCUCCUUCGCUCCAGAAAACUGACAAGGGUGAAGAAUUGGACAAUCUCAUCAGAAUGAACAAAAGCUUGAACAGAAAUCAAGGUCUUGACGGCCUCUUCCGAGCAAACCUGAAGGCACAGCAGAUAGACAAAAGAGCUCAGAGUCUUGAAAGUCUCAUCUAUAUGAACACCCAGAUGGAGAGAGAUGCCAAAGGGAAUCAAGCUUUUGGAAGUCUUAAGAAAAUCCAUCAAAGGACGGACAAAGAGAAGGGCCAAGGCCUCGGACCAGUUCCCAGAAUGAGUGUCACAGCAGACAAAGGCAGCAGACGAGGUAGAGAGCUUGAUAAUGUUAUGAAGCCCAAAGGACAUGAAAGCACCUCUGGGAAACAAGACCUUGAUGGACUGAUUAAAGUGAAUCCUGAAACACAUACAAAUAUUAAGAGGGGCCAGAGCCUUGACAAUCUGAUCAAAGUCACCCCAGAAGUAAACAAGAGUAACCACGGGAGUCAAAAUCUUGACAAUUUCAUUAAAGCUGCGCCCACAACCAACAGAGCUGACCAAGGCUAUGAGCAUGGCCUUGAUGAACGUAUUACUACACGAUCCAAAGCUACCAAAACUACUGCUGGACACCAAGAUCUUGAUAAGUUCAUCAAAGUGAAUCCUGAUGUUCUUGAAAACAAUCAAAGAAACCAUGAUCUGGAUGGCAUCAUCAGAGGGAAUCCUACGGUGACCAGACAAAGCCAAGACUUGGACAACCUUAUUAAAGUGAAGUCUCCUGCUCUUAGAAACACAAAUCAGCUCGAUGGCCAAGUCAAUGGAUUCACCAAAAAUCUACUCAAGGAGUCCACGAGAACCUCUGUCUAUUCUUAUGAGGCCAGAAACAGCCUCAGCCCCAAUGCUGGUACCAGGAAUGUUGGCCCUAAGGACACCGUUGUCUACACAAGGACGUAUGUGGAGAAUAGUAGAUCACCAAAGGACGGAUAUCAGGAAAAUAUCUCAGGAAAAUAUAUACAAACUGUUUAUUCAACUUCAGAUAGGUCUGUCAUUGAAAGAGAUAUGUGCACUUACUGCCGCAAGCCCUUGGGGGUAGAAACCAAAAUGAUUUUAGAUGAGUUGCAGAUCUGCUGCCAUUCCACCUGCUUUAAGUGUGAAAUAUGCAAACGGCCUUUGGAAAACCUGCAAGCCGGCGACAGUAUCUGGAUUUAUAGGCAGACUAUACAUUGUGAGCCCUGCUACUCUAACGUGAUGGCCAAGUGGAUUCAGUAACACUGAGAAGUGGAAAUGAAGAUGAAAAGCCUUCGCUGAGGAAUUUAAAGCUACAUUUUUAAGAAUAUAUAAUCUAGAAAGGGAUUCACAUUGAGGAUUAUCUCUUGUAUCAACAAUUUUGUUAUUGCACAAAUAAUGUAAUUACUUUGAAUAAGAUUGCAUACAUGAGAAGAGCCAUGUGGUAUUUGACAAGAUCUAGUGAUAAAACCUCACAUAGUUCUUGCUACCGAAGUCAAUGGCAGAGAGUAUUGUCACCCCUGCACAGGCCAGCACUGCUCCAUAUUUAGCUGCCCAUCAUGAUUUUCAAUAACCAAGUUUCCCAUCUUCUCACCUAUAUUCCCUUAAUAGUUUGUUUUAGCGCUUUAUUGAUACCCUGACAAAUAGGCUGAUAUAAGCAAGAUAUACUUCUUCUUUUUCCCACAAAUGAAAAUGCACGUAGAAAUUUUCUUACAAAAUUUUUCAAGAAGAGCAAUGUAACAAGUUGUUUGAAACUUUGAAAGUCACCUAAAGUUCCCAGACUUCUGUGAUGUUCUCUAUGACACCACAGACAUUAGACAAAGUAAUUUCUAAAGUCCUUUUUUACCUUUCCAGUUGUCUGAUUAUAAAAGAAAUUGGAAUUUCUGCUUAGAAACAUAUUUGUAAACAGUAUUGAGAUAUACAAAUAAUUUCACCUAAGCAUCAUCCUUUAGUUUACGACAGGCUUAUCUUUUAUAGACUAUUCUUAAAACUGAAAUUAAGAGUUUUGUGGGUGAUAGGUAAAGCCAUAUGAUGUGUAAUUUGUUAAACUUUCUUUGCAUGCAUUUCAAAAUCUGAGAAAUAAUAGAUAUGGAUUGCAAACAUGUUAUAUGUGUUCAUGUUACAGUUUAUGUUUACAGAAGGCUCAUGACAAUAAAAUGAUUUUCUCUAA
Molecule: messenger RNA, 2930 nt
Organism: Myodes glareolus (Bank vole)
Lineage: Eukaryota; Metazoa; Chordata; Mammalia; Rodentia; Cricetidae
Source: RefSeq, a predicted model, not a curated record